Molecule: messenger RNA, 2586 nt
Organism: Oncorhynchus mykiss (rainbow trout)
Lineage: Eukaryota; Metazoa; Chordata; Actinopteri; Salmoniformes; Salmonidae
Product: high-affinity choline transporter 1
Biological process (GO): acetylcholine biosynthetic process; choline transport; transmembrane transport
Cellular component (GO): plasma membrane
Molecular function (GO): choline:sodium symporter activity
Source: RefSeq, a predicted model, not a curated record
CAAACCCAGGGGGUGACAUCAAUGAGAGACUUUUGAAAAAAUAAACUAUCACUGGGUUUCUCAAUGCCUCUAGGCUUUAGUUGCCCUGUCCUUUAUUCAGCUCUCCACUGUGAAAGAAUGUGAUCACGCAACAGGACAACAGUGGUCAGUUGUUACUCAAAGUCUCAACAUUUCCCUUUUUCUUUACAUAUGGAGUUGAGUAACAGAGCGUUACUUAGCUUAGAUUUUAAUUGACCCAGUUUCCCUGCAGUGAAAGAAUGUUUGGCUUGAGUUGCAAGCUGACCCUUGACAAAGUGGCCACCUGGUCCCGCUGGGUUUGGGUUUAUGCUGUGGGGUCACACCUGAACUAACUUGUAUUGGGGGCCAUCAUGUCUCAGCAGGAUAUGGAUAUGGGCCAGACAGUUUAAUGAUUAACAUGAGGAAAUUGGCGCACUGGAAUCCCAGACCAUAAUGAUUCCUUAUAAGGGAUGUAACUGACGAUGACAGAAUACAGCUCAAUGUAGUAGUGCAAAGCUAAAAUAAAUCAGUAAAUCAUAAAUUCCACUAAUAUAUUUUUCACAGUGAUUAACAUGUGGUCAACAUAUUUUUACUGCAAUUGUUUUUUAGUUUAGUCCACAUGAGUGUACUGUAAUGAUCAAUUAUUAACUUGUUAUAUUGACUACACUAAUAAACUCUUAGGACUAGAGGGAGGAGUUAGAAGAUGUUCUCAAAGUACAUUUAGGUUUUUCCUCUGAGAGGAUCAAGGAAAUUGCACAUCGAGAUGGCGCUUAACUGGCCCGGCCUGCUGUCAAUCGGGGUGUUCUACCUCAUCGUCCUCGCGACAGGCGUCUGGGCGUCCAGGAAGUCCAAACGCGAGGAGAGGAAGUGCACUGGAAACCUUAGUGAGGUUGCCAUGGUUGGAGGGCGGAACCUCAACAUCUGGGUCAGCAUCUUCACUACCACAGCUACAUGGGUGGGAGGAGGUUUCAUCUUAGGCAAUGCUGAGGUGGUCUACGACCCUAAAAGGGGCCUGGCUUGGGCCAUCGGACCAAUAGGCUUCGUCCUUAGCCUGGUUGUAGGUGCGUUGUUCUUUGUGAAACCGGUCCGAGAGAAGAAUUACGUCACCAUAAUGGAUCCGUUCCAGGAGAAGUAUGGAAACACGUUAACUGCUAUUCUCUUUGUUCCAUCACUCCUUGCUGACAUCUUCUGGAUAGCCUGUGUGCUCGCUGCAUUGGGGGGAACGGUGAGUGUGAUCAUGGAUAUCCCAUCACCCUUGGCUGUGGCCCUGUCUGCUGCCGUGGCAGUUCUCUACACAUUACUGGGAGGGCUGUACUCGGUGGCCUACACUGAUGUCAUCCAGCUCAUCUUCAUGUUCCUCAGUCUGUGGUUCUGUGUGCCCUUCAUACUGAUGAGCCCCGCCUCAACAGACAUUACAGUCACAGCGGUGACAAAACUGUAUCAGGAGCCAUGGACCGGCAGGCUGAAGUUGGCAGAUGCAGGGCGCUGGCUGGAUGACCUGCUACUGGUGACUCUAGGUGGAAUCUGUUACCAGGCCUUCUACCAGAGAGUCCUGGCCACAGCCACUGUGGCUCAGGCUCAGUUCACUUGCUAUGCUGCCUCUGUCUUCUGCUUCAUCCUCGCCAUACCACCUCUUCUCAUUGGUGCUGUGGCAGCAUCCACAGAUUGGAACCAGACCAGUUUUGGUCUACCUACUCCCUACGAGCAGGGCAAGGCGGGUAUGAUUCUGCCCAUCUCCCUGCGCUACCUGUGUCCACCUUUCGUCUCUCUUGCCGGAAUCGGCGCCAUUGCUGCUGCCGUGAUGUCAUCUAUUGACUCGGCCCUGCUGUCUUCUGCGUCCCUUUUUGCCCGAAACAUCUACAAAAACAUUUUCAGCAAAAGGGCCUCUGAGAAACAAAUUCUACGGGUUGUAAAGGUGUCCAUCCUACUGUUUGGUUUCAUGGGGGCGGGCUUGGCAAUGACGACCUCCUCUGUGUAUGUCUUCUGGAUUCUCAGUGGAGAUGUGAUGUACACGGUAGUGUGUGCACAGUUGAUCUGCGUCCUCUUUCUACCUGGGAAGGUCAAUGGGUAUGGUGCCUUGGCAGGCCUUGUGGUAGGGCUACUGCUGCGGCUACUAGUGGGAGAGCCCCUGCUUGGUGUGCCUGGACUCAUGCCCCUUCCCUGGGACAGCCUACACGAGGACGGGCGUCUGCUGCAUGUCUUCCCAUUCCGCACCGGCAUCAUGUUGGUCUCUCUGGCCACCAUCCUGGUUGUGUCACGUUUCGCAGCCUGCCUUUUCCUUAAAGGGCUACUGCCUGACAACUGGGAUGUAUAUGGACUUGGCCAAAAAAGGAGGAUUUUGAUGAAGGAUAUGGUAGCUAAGGAUCUGACUGAGAAGAUUGGACUGAACACAAGGCAGAUGGACCCAUCUCCUCAUGCGAGCACAGAAGAUAUGAGGUCUUUACAAUGACUUGGGGUUCCAUCAUGUAGAUAGUUACAGUGGGGCAAAAAAGUAUUUAGUCAGUCACCAAUUGUGAAAGUUCUCCCACUUAAAAAGAUGAGAGAGGUCUGUAAUUUUCAUCAUAGGUACACUUCAACUAUGACAAACAA